GAGGCGGCGGCACCAGUGGCGGCGGCGGCGGCGGCGGCGGCGGGGGAAGCAGCAGCGGCAGAAUGUUGGCUACCAGGUUGUUUGGCCUCAUUGGCAGGCGGGCUAUUUCCACCUCUGCUUGUGUUAGGGCCCAUGCAGGUGUUGUGAAGACUGAAGACUAUAGCCUUCCAAGUUAUGUGGAUCGUCGGGAUUAUCCCCUGCCGGAUGUGGCUCAUGUCAAGAACCUUUCUUCUAGCCAGAAGGCUUUAAAAGAGAAGGAAAAGCAACCAUGGAGUAAAUUGUCCUCUGAAGAAAAAGUCCAGUUGUAUCAUAUCAAAUUCAACGAGACCUUUGCUCAAAUGAAUCAAUCCUCAAAUGAAUGGAAAACAGUUAUUGGGGGUACAUUGUUCUUCAUUGGCUUUGCUGCUCUGAUUAUCAUCUGGGAGAAGCGCUACGUUUAUGGUCCUAUUCCGCACACUUUUUCUGAAGAUUGGGUGGCCAUGCAGACCCAGAAAAUGCUGGACAUGAAGGUUAGUCCCAUCCAGGGGUUUUCUGCCAAGUGGGACUAUGAAAAGAAAGAGUGGAAGAAAUAGAAGAAAUUGGGGAUCAUGUUUCCUGUUUAUUUGAACUUCUUACUUGUUCCUUAAUGUAUGUGCAACCCUCAGCAUAUUUACUGGAACAUUCUAUGUAAAACAAUAACAGUGAGAAUAAACAGCUGACUUACUUGAA
This is a messenger RNA of Dromiciops gliroides (monito del monte), 708 nucleotides long. Its product is annotated as cytochrome c oxidase subunit 4 isoform 1, mitochondrial. Lineage: Eukaryota; Metazoa; Chordata; Mammalia; Microbiotheria; Microbiotheriidae. Gene Ontology annotation, biological process: mitochondrial electron transport, cytochrome c to oxygen. The transcript is spliced from 5 exons. The record is from RefSeq and is a predicted model, not a curated record. The coding region runs from base 63 to 572 and encodes 169 amino acids.